AUGGUAGCCGCGAAGAUCUGGAACGCCACGGAGGUUGUCGGCGAAACCAGCUGCUACGAAGGCGGCGGCCGUGGCCCUGCCAUCCUCUCCUCCGCCCUCAUCGGCGACACCUCCCUCUCUCGGGAUUUUCUUUGGAUAGCUGCAGAAGGUAGAGCUUUCUUGAAGUACCAUGACGGCAUUGGUGUGCAAACACUUGUUGGAGGUACACGUUUCAAAGAUGACCAGAAACGUUUGGAAUCUGAGUCACACGAGAGAAUAAAUCGGGAAUAUUCAUGUCUGAUGGGGCUGAAAAUGCUUAUAAUUGACGAAGCUGACCACUUGCUAGACCUCGGAUUCCUCAAAGACAUGGAGGAAAUUAUUGACUGUCUUCCUUGUCCAGGACAGUCUCUUCUAUAUUCUGCAGCAAUGCCAAAAGAGGUUUGCCGGAUAUCUCAGCUUGUUUUGAAAAGCAAACAUGCUUUCAUUGACACUGCAGGUGACCGUCAUGUUGAGACUCAUGCCCAGGUCUUAUCUCAAGCUGUUGACGUUGCCACGGUCAUGCUGACUGUCACCAUGAGCGGGCAUAUUGGUGUGCAUUUUCAAGUUGUCCAUUUUCUCGAGCACAUUUUGGAGACACCUGAAUACAAGGGAUGGUAA
Messenger RNA from Eucalyptus grandis, 636 nucleotides. Its product is annotated as probable DEAD-box ATP-dependent RNA helicase 48. NCBI's taxonomy places the organism in Eukaryota, Viridiplantae, Streptophyta, Magnoliopsida, Myrtales, Myrtaceae. The record is from RefSeq and is a predicted model, not a curated record. The transcript has 6 exons. The coding region runs from base 1 to 636 and encodes 211 amino acids. Gene Ontology annotation, molecular function: nucleic acid binding; ATP binding.